This is a messenger RNA of Bolinopsis microptera, 765 nucleotides long. Its product is annotated as guanine deaminase-like. The record is from RefSeq and is a predicted model, not a curated record. Gene Ontology annotation, molecular function: zinc ion binding; guanosine deaminase activity. The coding region runs from base 4 to 474 and encodes 156 amino acids. Gene Ontology annotation, biological process: purine nucleoside catabolic process. The transcript has 2 exons. NCBI's taxonomy places the organism in Eukaryota, Metazoa, Ctenophora, Tentaculata, Lobata, Bolinopsidae.
CCAAUGGCACAACAAAGCAACAUGAACAAAGCAGUGGAGGAAGCGCUGGAGGGUCUACAGAAGAACGGAGGGCCCUUUGGGUGUGUUAUUGUGAAGAACGGUAAAGUAGUGGGGAAAGGACAUAACAUGGUAACAUCUACUAAUGACCCGACCGCUCAUGCUGAGGUCCUGGCCAUCAGAGACGCUUGUAAAAAAUUAAAUACCUUUAUAUUAACGGACUGUGACCUCUACACAACGUGCGAACCGUGCCCCAUGUGUUUUGGAGCGAUCUACUGGUCACGGGUUAAAACAGUGUACUACGGAGCUGAGAGGAGCGAUGCAGCUGAAGUAGGUUUCGACGAUAGCAUCAUAUAUGAAGAGAUCAAGCAGGGUGUGCAUGAUAACAGACUGAUUCCGUUUAAACAAGUGGCCAGAGUGACAGCUUUGAAGGUGUUUGAAACGUGGUCCAGCGACCAGGAUAAAAUCAUGUACUGAUUUGGGGUUUUGGUAUUUCUUGGAGUUGUGAAGGUUAAACCGGACAAAGGGUGGACAGUAGAAAACGGAAAAGCCCCGAAAUCAUAAACAAGUUAAAGAACUUGUUUAUAGUUAUAAUAGAGAAAAUUCAAAGUUGGGGUUAGGUAUGCAGUCACCAAAACGGACAUGUAAAUGAUCAGAUCAUCACUAUUCAUAUCACUAGCAAUUAUAAUACUUCUAAAUUAUAUUAGGUAUAAUGCAAUAGACAUUCUAUCAGUGUUUUAAUGUUUCAUUUGAUUUCAGAAUUAUAUU